Fusarium subglutinans is the source of this 696-nucleotide messenger RNA. RefSeq lists its product as uncharacterized. The transcript has 2 exons. Lineage: Eukaryota; Fungi; Ascomycota; Sordariomycetes; Hypocreales; Nectriaceae. The record is from RefSeq and is a predicted model, not a curated record. Bases 1 to 696 code for a protein of 231 amino acids.
AUGAUGAUUCGCGUUUCUUUACUCAACCUAGCAGCCAUUGCUACGCUGCUCCUCGGUGCAGAAGCCGGUCCCUGUAAACCAGGGACGACCGCUGCGACAAGCCUUGCCGAGACCACUUCGUCGCUCGCUGCUGAGACUACGGCUACAUCAAUUGAUACGACUGCUGUUACGACCGUGGCGGAUAUUACUACUACAACUGAGGCUGAGUCUACUACGACUACUGCAGCGGCAGUCUGUGUCGAAACCCAGCUGUUUGUCAACCCAAACUUUGACGACAUUCCCGACGAAAUCACGCCUUGGUCCAGCAACGCCGCCCUCACCCAAAACCAGCCCCAAUCCGGCACUAACGCACUUUCCGCAACCUUCGCAAACGGCGAACCCGAUUACUACUUCAAGCAGACUCUACAAAAUCUGAGUGGCAAAUACCGAUUCUCUUACUACUACCGUGUCGUCAGCAUCAGCGACAAUGCCGAUUACACUUGCAACGUUCAGCUCUCGGCUGGAUCUGUAAGCGAAUAUGGCGCCAUGUAUGACAUCGUCGGUGGCUGGAGGACAGACAGCGUCAUCUUGGAUCUGGGUGAUGAUACUAUCGCACAGGCUGAUGUGCAGCUUGGCUUGACCUGUCUUGGAGAAUUCAGAGGAAUUGAGGUUGACAUUGAUACUCUUGCGUUUACGCGAGUUUGUGGUGCCGCUUAG